CUUGGUCCUCCUAAUAGAUCCUCCACACAUUAACAUUAACCAAUUGAAGUUGCAUUUUUCUACUUGACCCUCUGUGGUUCACCUCCCCCCGAACACAACCCAGGGAGGAAAGAAGAAACAAACCAGGAUUUAAAAAAAAAAAUCUUGUAAAACUUCUCCUGAGAAAAUUAAGGUUUGUAUUAAUGGAGAGUGAUUCGGGAUCGGAGUACAAGGAAACCUUGCUGCAGAAAGAAGAUACAAUAUACUAUGAGAACUGCCCAGGGUGUAAGGUGGAGCAGCAAAAGGAAUUGCAGAGGGGAGUUCCAAUAAAACUGCUCCUCAGCGUUUGGACUAUUGUUCUCUGUACAUCACUCCCUAUAUCGUCUCUCUUUCCUUUCCUUUAUUUCAUGAUAAGAGAUUUCAAAAUUGCUGGGACUGAAGAAGAUAUUGGUUACUAUGCAGGUUAUGUAGGAUCGGCAUUCAUGUUGGGAAGGGCAGCUACAUCUGUGUUUUGGGGGAUAAUUGCUGACCGUUAUGGCCGAAAACCAGUUAUUAUAUUUGGCACUGCAUCAGUGGUUAUAUUCAAUACUCUCUUUGGUUUUAGCAUAAACUUCUGGAUGGCAAUCAUAACCAGAUUUCUUCUUGGAAGUUUAAAUGGUUUGCUUGGACCAAUAAGAGCAUAUUCUGUAGAAGCUUUUCCAGAACAGUACCAAUCGUUGGGACUCUCAACGGUAAGCACAGCUUGGGGUAUAGGGUUAAUCAUUGGUCCAGCUCUGGGAGGUUUUCUUGCACAGCCUGCAGAGAAGUAUCCUUUACUAUUCUCAGAACACUCUCUAUUUGGAAGAUUUCCCUACCUUUUGCCUUGCUUGUCCAUUUCUCUUUUUGCAUUGAUUGUGACCAUAUUCACAUUUUGGUUGCCGGAAACAAUGCACAAGCAUGGUUCACCGAGUCUUUCAUCUUGCGAUUCAUACAAGGCUUUAGAGGCUGCAUCUCAAGUAGACAAGGAUAAGGAAAAACCGGCUUCCAUCUUCUCGUAUGAGUCUUUGACCGGUAAUUACAGUAGGUAGAAUCAUAUAACACAAAAGACUCUUCAUGAUAUGGCUUAUACCGAGAUAUUUUCGUUAUGGGCUGAGAGUCCACGAAGACUUGGAGGAUUGAGUUAUUCUUCAGAUGAUGUUGGAGUGGUUCUUGCCUUCUCUGGGUUCGGUCUUCUAGUCUUUCAACUCUUCAUGUAUCCCUUGGUUGAGAGAUAUUUUGGCCCGACAAUGACAACAAGAGUUGCAGGAAUUUUGUCAAUACCCCUGCUAACAAGCUACCCGUACAUUGCAUUGUUGUCGGGCAUCACCCUCUCCCUGGUGUUAAACUGCGCCUCUAUCAUGAAGAACGUUCUGUCUGUUUCAAUCGUAACAGGAUUUUUCAUACUGCAGAACAAUGCAGUGGACCAAGAUCAAAGAGGAACCGCAAAUGGCAUUGCGAUGACUGCAAUGUCAAUUUUCAAAGCUUUAGGUCCUGCAGGAGGAGGAACACUAUUUUCUUGGUCCGAAAAGCGCCAAGAAGCUUCCUUCCUUCCAGGCAAUCAAAUGACAUUCUUUGUUCUGAAUGUGAUUGAGGCUACUGGCAUACUGCUCACGUUUAAACCAUUUCUUGUUACACGUUAAGCUACAGAUUGAUCAUCCAUCCUUCUCAACGUUCUUCUGGCACCAUGCAUGCAAAUCAUUCAUUAAUUUCCAUGGAGUAGUUUGCCCCAACCAUGGAAAUUAAAAUGCAGAUUUUUUUAAUAUUUCAAUGAUCUCCCAGAUUCUCCGUUGCUAUUAAUAAAUAAGUAAAGGGUGUCUCCCUUAUAUGGUGUUUCACUUUAUAUAACUAUACAUACUACGUAUAAUUUUUGUGUAACAUUUAAAAAACAAUUUUAUUCUUGUGAGACACACCUUUGCAUUAAAAAAAUAAUUUUAUUCUUGUGAG
This is a messenger RNA of Cuscuta campestris, 1941 nucleotides long. Lineage: Eukaryota; Viridiplantae; Streptophyta; Magnoliopsida; Solanales; Convolvulaceae. The record is from the annotation of a GenBank genome assembly.